AUGGCUAGCGUCGUCCUGGGCUCCAUUUUCCUUGUCAGAGACUCCGAUCUCCUGGCCUGCUGCCAUGGCUCCAGGCGCGCAAGCAUGGCAAGGGGGGCGGCGGCCGCGGGCUGGAACCUGGGAUUUGUCCGGGGCGGAAAUGGCGAUGCAGAGGAACACGGAGCAGCUUUGGGCCAGAUGAGCUAG
This is a messenger RNA of Clonostachys solani, 186 nucleotides long. The record is from the annotation of a GenBank genome assembly. Lineage: Eukaryota; Fungi; Ascomycota; Sordariomycetes; Hypocreales; Bionectriaceae.